Molecule: messenger RNA, 3036 nt
Organism: Heteronotia binoei (common prickly gecko)
Lineage: Eukaryota; Metazoa; Chordata; Lepidosauria; Squamata; Gekkonidae
Gene: NIT2
Product: nitrilase family member 2
Exons: 10
Coding region: 120-971 (283 amino acids)
Biological process (GO): oxaloacetate metabolic process; L-glutamine metabolic process
Cellular component (GO): mitochondrion
Molecular function (GO): omega-amidase activity
Source: RefSeq, a predicted model, not a curated record
UUGCUUCGCGGUUCGGAUGAACUACAUUUCCCAGCAGCCCUUUACAUUUCCGACGAGCAUGCAUUCUGCUCCUCCCUUUGCUGGUUUGUAUUAUCGGGGCGCUUGAGUUCGUACCUGUUAUGCAGCUGCUGAAGGGAGUCAUGGCCAACUUCCGGAUAGCACUUAUCCAGCUUCAAGUAUCUGCUGCCAAAAAAGACAACCUGGACCGAGUUGCUGGACUUGUAAAGACUGCAGCUGCACAAGGAGCAAAACUUGUAGUUCUGCCAGAAUGCUUCAAUUCUCCCUAUGGCACACAAUAUUUUCCAGAGUAUGCAGAGAAAAUUCCUGGUGAGUCUACACAGAAGCUCUCUGAAGUUGCAAAGGAAUGCAACAUAUACUUGAUUGGAGGUUCUAUUCCUGAAGAGGAUGCUGGGAAGUUGUACAAUACAUGUACUGUUUUUGGUCCUGAUGGUGCUAUGUUAGCAAAGCACAGAAAGAUUCAUUUGUUUGACAUCAAUGUUCCUGGGAAAAUCCGGUUCCAGGAGUCUGAAACUCUGAGCCCUGGCAAUAGUUUCUCUGUAUUUGAUACUCCAUUCUGCAAGAUAGGACUUGGGAUCUGCUACGACAUCCGCUUUGCUGAGCUUGCUCAGAUCUAUGCACAGAAAGGUUGCCAGCUCUUAGUGUAUCCUGGGGCUUUCAAUCUGACUACAGGUCCUGCCCACUGGGAGCUGCUGCAGAGAGGACGAGCUGUUGAUAACCAGGUCUAUGUGGCUGCUGUAUCUCCUGCUAGGGAUGAAAAGGCAUCUUAUGUAGCCUGGGGACAUAGCACUGUAGUAAAUCCAUGGGGGGAAGUCAUAGCCAAAGCAGGCACUGAGGAAACUGUUAUAUAUGCUGAGAUAGACCUAAAGAAACUUAUAGAAGUUCGUCAACAAAUCCCCAUUUUGUCUCAAAAACGUUCUGACCUUUACACUGUUCAAGCAAAGACUGAAUGAUAUACAUAGUAUCUUGAAUCUGUACACACCUUUCCUUUUCCUGUAUCCAUCUUCAGUGAUAUAAAAAUUUUUUAAAUGAUGUGACCAUGGUAGAAGAAACAAUUAAACCCAAUCUGUUUAAACAAUUAAACCCAGUUAUCAGUUUCCCAGGCCAGUUUGGCCAGGGAUCCUGGAGGGGUUUUUUUGCUAUCUAGAAUUCUGUGAGUCUAUAAACAUCUUGAAUUCUGCUUAACUAUCUAGAGCCAAGAGUAGGCAUCCCAUAGCAUGCAUGCCAAAUGGUAGCAUGGCAGCCUCGUUUUAUGGGGGUGUAGUUAAGCUGCAACAGCCUGGAAUGAAACUCAGUUUGGACCUGCAUAACCAGAGCUCCUUUUGGCUCCAUCCCAAUGAAUGUCAGCAGACCCACACCAACAAUUCAUGAUGAUUGGACAGGUGUAUGGCAUUGCUGCUCAGUGCACUGACUUGAAGGCAGGUGUCAGAUGUUACUGCACACAUUUGUGCCACCACCUGAACAGCAGAAGCUGCUGCUGUCCCUGCCCACAUCAAAUAGAGCUGCUUCCAUAACUGCUAGGGACAGGAGCUGCCUGGAACAGUAAGAGAGUGGAGGCCUAUUUGGAACUAGAUAUGUAACUGAUCAUGUGCUGCACUUGGUUGUCUCUUCUCCAGCAGAGCUUUUCAUACUUGAAAGGGACAGCAGUAGGGAAGGAGGUGAGAAGAGACCCAAGGCCAGGCUCAGGUUGUGGCUAGGAUGCAGAAUGGCAAGCUAGAAGCCAACAAUCCUGAGCAGGCACCCAUCCUGGAGCAGUCAUUUCAAAUUACUGUGAACUGUGAUAGCUCUGAGAGUGAAAGUUUAAGUAUAAACUUCCCCACUGACUAAAGGCUACUUCCAUAUUCAGAGGUGGGAAACAUCAGGGGAAGACCAUGGCCUCCAUGCCCUGUCGUUUGGCUUUCCAGGGCAACAUGGAUUACUAGUCUGUUCUUAAGGUAUCCUCAUGCCUAUAAGGAUUUGACUCAUAAAACAUCUUUUAGUACUAGACAUUAUGCACUAUUUUCAUCCAUUGCAAUCACAUUCACGUGUGCACUAUAAGCAAAAUCACGGAUGCUGACAUUUUAAAAGCAGCAAUAUUUUAGUCCUUUAUUCCCAUGCAAAAAAAGUUUGUAGACAUCAUUUGGAGUGUACCUGACCCUAGCCUCCCUGACCCAAAUAAACCUUUUCUCCAAAGAGUAGAAUGCCCAUCACUUGUAAGAGAAUGUCUUCCAUCUACAACCCAUAGCUCUGUAAUGUAGAGAUUAGAGGAAAGCUUGCUUGUGCAAGUGACUGAGGUAGGGGGAAUUGUCACAGAUAUAGCCAGGAAGAUAGGGAACAGUUGCUGAACUUGACCAAAAAAAAUUAUAGAUAACGUUUCUAAGAGGCUUGCCUGGCCUCUCAGCUAAUGCCUCAAAGGGAGUUCAGAGACCCAGCACAGAAUAGCUUUGAGGGACAAGAAAUUUCAAAAGGCAACACAAUUAUAUGGCCUUGUAUAGAUUAGAAGCCGCCUUACUCCUAUCAAUAGACAUUAUUUGUGGAGGCCCAGCUGCAGAAAGUGUUUAAUAAUGGCAGGAAUGUCCAACUUCACUGAAGUGAAGAUAUUGUUUGAAGAUGGAUACGCUGAUUGAGGGCCAAAAGAAAUUCAUAUAUAUAUGAGAAACUUGUAAUCAACAUUUUUAAAUAGACUUUGUUAAGAUAAAAUGUCGCAAAGGUAAACUAACUUUUUAUAUAUUUUAAGAUAUUUAAAGUAUGGUGUUUGAAGUUAUGAGUUAGCCAAGAAUGUGCUCCCCCAUCAACUGGGACAGUUAGCUAUUGCUCAGACAUGCUUUUCAGAUCCUAUAAAUAUGGAAAGUUGAAUUGAGAACUUUUUCUCAGAAGGGUCUCUUUGUUCGUGACCUUUUUAUCUUUGGGGUAAGGAACUGUUAUGGACUUGGGUAAUUGCUCUCCUUUAUGCUAUCUAUGUAACAAUGAUAGAUAUUUAAUCAAAUAUUUUACGCCACCACUUUUGUCUAUAUCAAUAAUAAAGUUUCCAUAUUCAUA